CAAAUGGCUACGGUGGUUUCACAUACGUAAUGGCCUUGUUUUUUCGAUCGGGAGUGACGUUUAUUUAUCUCGAUACAAUUCGUGUGCAGGAUUACGUAUACACCGUGACAGAUGGUGACACUGACGACUAUAUUCAUUCAGACUUGGCUUAGGGUUUAUCGAUUUACUCGAAGUUUUAGAGCUUCGCAUAGUGAACUUGGUUUAUUUCGAGCAACAACAAAAAGGUCGAUGCGUGCGAAGUCUUUUCAUUAGAGAAAUCGUUAAUUUUUCGACGGUAACCGUAUGAGUCAUCUUGAAAACAGAUCAUACUUGCUGGUCAUUUUGUUGACAACAGUGGAAUAAGAUAGACAGAUAACAAUUCUUUACCAUUUUUUACGUUUGAACUGUCAUCGUAUCAUCUGUGAUUUUCUACAAAACCUGGAGUUCUCUGAUUCACGCGCCGAAAAACUGGACAGGAGAAUAAGUAAUCAUAAUCUUUUUUAUCCCGAAGGAUAUUACCUUCAAAUCGAAUCCUGUGUGCCUCUAGAGUAAAUUACGAAAGUGAUUUUUUAUUGCGAAUGAUUAUCUUAAUGCGUUAAUCAAUGAGGAUAUAACCUCUAAGAAGGAGGUUACUGUCACACAUAAAGAAUAAUUAAAGAUUGCUUGUAGAAAACGUUUAAUAUAAAAGUCAACAUGGAUAUUGGCUUUUCGUCAUACCACAAUGGUGGACCCGCAAGGGAACAAGAUUUUGGCAGAUUAUCGCAGACAAUUGGAACGUCAAUUUUGAAGAUAUCUCAAAAUGUAUCUUCCAUGCAAAAGAUGGUUAAUCAAUUGGGUAGCUCUACAGACUCUCAAGAGCUACGGAAUCAAUUGCAUCAAAUACAACAUUAUACACAACAGCUGGCAAAAGAUACUAGUGUGCAUCUUAGAGACUUGGCUAUAUUGGCUAAUAAUUCAGGAUCUACCAGUCCUGGUGAACAGAGACAGCGUAAAAUGCAAAGGGAACGUUUGCAAGAUGAAUUUACAAGUGCAUUAAAUUCUUUCCAAGCAGUGCAAAGGCUUGCAGCCUCUAAAGAGAAGGAAAUGGUUAGAAAAGCAAAAGCAAGUGCAGGUAUUGCUCCAUUCGGAGAGAAGAAACAAGAGACAUUAAUAGAGUUACAAGAUAGCAGAACUCAGAAGCAAAUACAGCAACAGCAGUUAAAAGAGGAACAAAACUUACGAAUGUUGGAAGAACAAGAAGCAAGUAUAAAACAGUUGGAGGAUAAUAUUAGUGACAUCAAUCAAAUUUUCAAAGAUCUUGGUGCUUUAGUAUAUGAUCAAAGAGAAGUCAUUGAUUCUAUAGAGGCUUCUGUUGAAAGAACAGAAGUAUCUGUCCACGAAGCUUCUUCACAUGUAAGACAAGCAACUAUGUAUAAAAAUAAACUACGCAAGAAAAAAUGCAUACUCGUUCUUAUUGGAGCAGUCGUGCUGUCUAUAUUAAUUGGAAUCAUUGCUUGGCAAAGCUCUUAA
Molecule: messenger RNA, 1488 nt
Organism: Bombus impatiens (common eastern bumble bee)
Lineage: Eukaryota; Metazoa; Arthropoda; Insecta; Hymenoptera; Apidae
Gene: Syx7
Product: syntaxin-7
Exons: 6
Coding region: 673-1488 (271 amino acids)
Biological process (GO): vesicle-mediated transport; vesicle fusion; intracellular protein transport
Cellular component (GO): membrane; SNARE complex; synaptic vesicle
Molecular function (GO): SNARE binding; SNAP receptor activity
Source: RefSeq, a predicted model, not a curated record